AACAAACAGGUACAGACACGACGAGGCAUAGUAAAUUGCCCGUAAAUCCUUGAAAUGUCCAUCUUAACAAGGUUUUUUCCUUGUAAAAUAAGUGAAGUUCGAUUCGACAAAACUCUUGCAUGUGGUCAGUCAUUCAGAUGGCAUGAGGACAAGGAGGGUCGCUGGAUUGGGGUGAUUGGAAAUGCAGUCUGGAAGCUGUGGCAAACAAAUACACACAUCUAUUACCAGACAUUCAGAGCCAAUGAGAUGAUGACAGAUGUCAAGCCAAUCAUUGCAGAAGAUUGCUCUACAAAGAUCGAGUGUACAUCUUGCAUCCAUCAAACAAUUGAUUACACAGCAUUCUGCUGUUGCCCUGAUAGAGACGAAGCAAUCCUUAGAAACUAUCUCAACCUGCAUAUUAACUUAGAAGAACUUUAUAAAACUUGGUCUGACGCAGAUGAGCAUUUUAAAGACAUUGCACAGAAGUUUACCGGCAUCCGAAUGCUGAGACAACCUCCAGUGGAGUGUUUAUUCUCAUUUAUUUGCUCAUCGAACAAUCACAUUUCCAGAAUCGGAGGAAUGGUUGAGAAAUUGACCGUUAACUUUGGUGAAAAGAUUGCCAAUGUGGAUGGCAUGGACUAUUUCACGUUCCCCAAAGUGUCCCGACUUGCUGCUGUGGGUGUGGAAGACCAGCUGAGGAAACUUGGGUUUGGUUACCGGGCUAAGUAUAUACAGAAAUCAGCUGAGUUCAUAAUUAGCAAUGGUGGAGAAGACUGGUUGUAUGUGUUACGUGACCUACCCUACAAGGAAUCCAAAACCAGUCUGAUGCAGCUGUGUGGUGUGGGUGCAAAGGUGGCUGACUGCGUAGCCCUGAUGUGCCUGGACAAACCUGGUUCAAUACCCGUGGACACUCAUGUGUGGCAGAUAGCAGCGCGCGACUACAUGCCCAAACUGGCGCAGGCUAAAUCACUGACUGAUAAAUUGUAUGAAGAGAUUGGAGAACAUUUCCGUAAUCUCUGGGGGCCAUAUGCAGGCUGGGCACACAGUGUUUUGUUUGCAGCUGACUUGCGAAAGUUCAAAGAGCCCAAUACAGUCAAAAAAACGAGUCCCAUAAAAAGGAAACAAACAGUUGGUGAACCCAAGAGACUAGAAAUCAAAGAAGAAAAGAAAGCCAAAGUAUUGGAUGUUGUAGAACAGACAGGAGACACAAUUAAUCAAACUGAAGGAAAACCCUCUUUAAGACAAAGGAGAGUAAAAAAAUGAACCAAAGAAAAAGUGAUUGUGAAACAGACAUUGAUGAACUUAAAAAGGGUAAUGUCAAAACAAGCCCCGUUGAACCAAUCUACAAGCGAUAAAUGGAUUCAAUGAUGAACAAGUAAUGGGGAAAAAAAAUAGAUACUAUUGAAGACUUUAUUGCACAAUUUGUUGUGAAACAAGCAUUCAUUUACCAAUGAACAUGUAAUGGUGAAACAAGCACUCACGAACCAAUUACCAGGUAAUGAUUAGACAUGCAUUGAUGAACUAAUUAACAAGUUAUGGCGAAAGUAGAAGCAGUGAACCAAAGCAAAAGUAAUGAUGAAACAAGUAUUGGUGAGCUAAUUUACAAGUUACGGUUCAACUAUCAGCGGUGAACCAACGUACAAGCAAGUUAUUGUGAAAUAAGCAUUUGUGAAACAAUAAACAAAUUAUUCCGAAACAAGCAUUGGUGAACCAAUCAACAAGUAAUAAUGGAACAAGUAUUCAUUACCCAGCAAACAAGUUGUGGUGCAUCAAGCGUUGGUGAUCCAAUUUAGGCUGAAACAAGCAUUGCUGAAACGAUUAACAAGUAAUGACAAAACAAACAUUGGUGAACCAAACCACAUGUAAUGUUGAAGCAAGUAUUGGUUGCCAAAUGAACAAGUUACGGUGCAUCAAGAAUUGGAGAAUCAAGUUAACAAGAAUUUAAGGAUCAAGACACAAGUAAUUGUGAAACAAGUUUUUAUAAACCUAUGAACAAGUAAUAAGAAAACAUUCAUUGGUAAAGCAAUUAACAAGAAAUUAACUGUUAAUGAUGAACCAAGAAACAUGUUAUGGUGAACAAAACCUUGAUGGACCAGUCAACAAGUAAUGGCGAAACAAGCAACCUUGACCAAUGGGGAAACAAGUAAUCUAUGAACAAGUUAUGGUGAAUCAUGGAUGAACUAAAACAAUAAUGUCUGAUGUCUAAACAAUAAUUAAGUGAUAUUCUUGUAACCGACAUUUGUUAAAUAAACUAUUUAUAAUUAUCAAACAUUCAAUAAAUGGACAAGUGUCAGAAACCAUCAGUGUAUCAAUCUGUAUGAAGUAGUAAACAAAUAUGUGGUAAUUUAUUGGGAGUGCAAAAGCAACGAGGACAAUAUGUUAAUUUAUAUUUCAAACUAAAUGCUAUUAAUUUACAGAAUGACUUUGUAUAUACUAACUGAAAAACACAAAAUGGUGGAAAGUAUUUAUUAAAAACUGAAAAUUUC
This is a messenger RNA of Dreissena polymorpha, 2465 nucleotides long. RefSeq names its product N-glycosylase/DNA lyase-like. Gene Ontology annotation, cellular component: nucleus. Gene Ontology annotation, biological process: nucleotide-excision repair; base-excision repair; base-excision repair, AP site formation. Gene Ontology annotation, molecular function: damaged DNA binding; 8-oxo-7,8-dihydroguanine DNA N-glycosylase activity. The record is from RefSeq and is a predicted model, not a curated record. The transcript is spliced from 8 exons. NCBI's taxonomy places the organism in Eukaryota, Metazoa, Mollusca, Bivalvia, Myida, Dreissenidae. Bases 55 to 1242 code for a protein of 395 amino acids.